Molecule: messenger RNA, 2772 nt
Organism: Sclerotinia trifoliorum
Lineage: Eukaryota; Fungi; Ascomycota; Leotiomycetes; Helotiales; Sclerotiniaceae
Source: the annotation of a GenBank genome assembly
GGUGGUAGGUGGUAGGGUCCGGUGGUCUGGUGGUCCAUGGGUUAUUAGUUAUUUCACUCGAAAACGGGAAACCCAACGGGAAACCUAAGAUUUGGGGUAGAGCUAUCGCAAAAGUCGCAAAUGUGUCCUGGACAAGAAGUCGAAUGAGUCGAAGGAUUUAAUUAACACUUCACUCCAUCCUGACCUUCAUCUAUUUCUAUUAUUGCGCUUGUCAGUCUGAUCUGAUAUUACAUGAUAUAUUCUAGGUACUUUGGCUGAAAUUCAGCCUUCUAAAAUCAACAACAACAAAGAUGGCAACUUCUCAUAACUCGCUCCGGGAUCGUCAGAUCAGUAUGUAAAUAUAUCCCAAAUCUUCCUGUUCUUCAGCAUCGUUCGGUACUAACAAUCUGGUUACAGGAUCAAUUGAGCGCAUGCUAAAUUUGAAUCAUGAAUCUCCCGAAUCUGCGAAUGCCCACGAUCAAACUUCACAUACUGGAAUUGCUGUCCCAUCAGUACCAAUUCUAAAUGAAGAUGGGGAGCCAAUAUGGAAAGUCUUGGUCUUUGAUGACUUAGGACGAGAUGUUAUAAGCAGUGUACUACGGGUCAGUGAUUUAAGAGCCUGGGGAGUUACAAUGCAUAUGUAUGUUCAUGCGCGGGGAAACAAGAGCUUAGAUGUUACUUCAGAAGUACUGAUGAAAUUAGGCAUAUAUCAGCAAAUCGUCAUCCUAUUCCAGAUGUCCCAGUAUUAUAUUUAGUCGAACCUACUGAAGCAAACCUAAGGGGCAUCACCAGUGAUCUCACGAGAGGUCUCUAUUCCCCUGCCUACAUCAACUUUCUCUCCUCGAUACCCCGCGCAUUACUAGAAGACUUCGCAAAACAAACGGCAGAAGCUGGAACAUCAGAAAAUAUUGCUCAAUUCUAUGAUCAGUACCUUAAUUUCAUUGUGGGCGAACCAGAUUUAUUCAGUCUUGGUAUGAGAAAAGAGAAUACCUAUUGGGCAUUGAACAGCGCAAAGACAAAGGAUGAAGAAUUGGACAAUGUGGUUGAUAGGAUUGUCAGUGGACUUUUCAGUGUUAUGGUCACAAUGGGUAAGAUCUUUAGUAUUUGUAUAUUCACAUUUAACUAACGUUCAAAAAGGGGCCAUGCCAAUAAUUAGAUGUCCUCCUGGUGCAGCCGCAGAAAUGAUUUCUGCUAAGCUCGAUCGAAAAUUACGAGAUCACAUCCUCAAUUCGAAAGACAAUCUAUUCUCUGCCCCAAGCAAUCGACAGUCUACCACUGCGCCUUCUUCGCGACCUGUUCUUAUUAUCCUUGAUCGAAAUGUUGAUUUAAUACCUAUGCUUUCGCAUUCUUGGACAUAUCAAUCACUCGUACACGAUGUUCUAAAAAUGAAAUUAAAUCGAAUUACUGUCGAGACGCCAAUUGAUGAGGAGAAUCCAGCAAAGGGUACAACUAAGAAGGCUUACGAUUUAAAUGCAAAUGAUUUCUUCUGGGCGAAGAAUUCUGCUGUACCAUUUCCACAGGUAGCGGAGGAUAUUGAUGCAGAAUUGAUGCGAUAUAAGGCCGAUGCAAAUGAUAUAACGAAGAAGACUGGAGCUUCUUCCAUAGAAGAUCUUCAAAAUGAUACGAGUGCUUCAGCACAACAUUUGAAAGUCGCCAUUACCUUACUUCCAGAAUUGAGAGAACGAAAAGCUGUGCUAGAUAUGCAUAUGAAUAUAUUAGCUGGACUUCUGACUGGCAUAAAGGAUCGACAAUUGGACAACUUUUAUCAAAUGGAGGAAAACAUUAUGAAGCAAACGAAAGCACAAAUGCUUGAGGUGAUAAAUGAUGCGGAUAAAGGCAAAGAACCGACGGAUAAAUUGAGAUUGUUCAUCAUAUGGUACUUAAGUACCGAGCAAGAAAUUACAAGAGCAGAGAUGGACAAAUUUGAAGAGUCAUUGAAAACGGCAGGUGCUGAUACUACAUCUCUAUCAUAUGUCAAACAGUACGUUUCUCACCCUUGUACUAUUCAGGUGAUUCAACUAACGAUUGCCUCAGAGUUCGUACCACAACCCGUAUGACCAUGCUCACCACGGCCCCUACACCCGCUUCCCAACCACCAAGCACAUCCGGUGAUCUUUUCCGUGGGCUUUCUUCCAUUUCCUCCCGCCUCACAACGUCCCUCAAAGAAACUGGUAUCACUAGCAAUUUUGAUAAUAUCAUUUCUGGAGUGAAGAAUUUCCUCCCCGCAAAUCGCGACCUUACUGUUACAAAAAUUACAGAAUCUAUCAUGGAUCCUUCAUCAGCUUCUAGCUCCGCUAUCGCAAAAACGGAAGAUUAUCUCUACUUUGAUCCUAGAUCGGCAAAUGCAAGAGGUACCGUACCUCCAGCUAGCGCGAGCAGAAGGAAUGAAAUGCCAGGUGGUCUAGCAGGGCCUGGUAUCACCCCAAGUUUUGGAAUGCGCAGACAAGGGUUUACUGAGGCGAUUGUUUUUACAGUUGGUGGAGGUAGUAUGGAUGAGUAUGGUAAUUUGCAGGAGUGGGCGAGGAGGGUAAAUAAGGAGGGUGGAGGUAGUGGAAUUGGGAAGAGAAGGGUGGUUUAUGGAAGUACGGAGUUGGUUAAUGCGGAAGAGUUUUUGAGUGGGGAACUAAAGAUUUUGGGUGCUGAAUCUUCGUAGGUGUACCAAUUAGAUGGCAUGAAAGGAGAGAAAAUCACAUUUUAAAAGUGUAUGAAAUGGUAUAUUAGGGGGAGAGAGGAAAAUAUUAGUACAGCGAAAUGUACUGAAUGGAAUAUGUGUUUUCCAUCAUUUCUUUCUCG